AUGAUUUACUCUCCCGAAGAAAAAAGGAAAAUUAUCUUAGAUAAUUACCGCCAGCCCAGUCAGCAAGUAGAGUUAGCAGAAUUAAAGAAAAAGAGUGCGGAAUGGCAAGUGCCUUUUGAUACUUUUCAUAGUUUAGAAGCAGGCUGUGGUGAUAUUAUUCACUUACUAAUAAAAAAAAAAGAUAAUUAUUUGGAAAAAUGCUUAUUUUCCGGUCAACAGUCUUGUCUUAUUACUGUGGCGGCCGCUAAUAUUCUCUGUUCCGGUUUAGAAAAGAAAAAUUUACAAUUUGCUCAAAAAAUACUAAAUAAUUGUGAAGCGAUGGUGGAAAAGAAAGAACAUAAUUUAGAAAAUUGUCCUGAUUUUCAAGUGUUUAGUGAUAUAUCACAUGAACUACCCCAACUUAACCCUCUUGUGAGAUUUGAAAUGGGAGUUUCUGAUGAGUUAACUAGUAAAGAUCAAUCAUGGGUUUUAAUACUUUUAACUAAGGCUAAAUUGUCAACUAUUGCCGAGUUAGCAACUAAAAGAAAUGCCGAACUGAAAUUUUUACUUGGCUAUUCACCUAAACUUAAUCUUGUUGAAAAAUGUUUUGACUCUAAAAUAGAUUAA
Molecule: messenger RNA, 606 nt
Organism: Scutellospora calospora
Lineage: Eukaryota; Fungi; Glomeromycota; Glomeromycetes; Diversisporales; Gigasporaceae
Source: the annotation of a GenBank genome assembly